Molecule: messenger RNA, 2949 nt
Organism: Drosophila serrata
Lineage: Eukaryota; Metazoa; Arthropoda; Insecta; Diptera; Drosophilidae
Gene: IleRS-m
Product: Isoleucyl-tRNA synthetase, mitochondrial
Biological process (GO): isoleucyl-tRNA aminoacylation; mitochondrial translation
Cellular component (GO): mitochondrion
Molecular function (GO): aminoacyl-tRNA deacylase activity; tRNA binding; isoleucine-tRNA ligase activity
Source: RefSeq, a predicted model, not a curated record
UAAACGGAACUUACGUUCCACACACACUGCCGGCGCUGUUACGUUUACGCUCUUCCUCUUCUUCGGCUGCAAAAUGCUUCGAAUUUUUAAUUUUCGCAUUGGAAAUCGUUUAUAUUGUGUGAAAGCGGCUAGGAAAGAUGCAAAAAAAUAUACAGACACCAUUAACCUGCCGAGGACAAAGUUUCCCAACCGCCUGACAGCAGCCAAACGUGAGGAACAGGAGCGUCUGGUCUUGGAGAAGAAGAUUGCAGUGUCCUACGAGUACCAGGAGCAGGAACAGCAGCAGGGAGUUGAUAAAAGGAUACCCACCUUUGUGCUGCACGACGGGCCGCCCUACGCCAAUGGCCAACUGCACAUGGGCCACGCCGUCAACAAGAUCCUGAAGGAUGUGACGUUGCGACAGCGAGUGGCCCAUGGUCAGCAAGUCAACUACAUUCCCGGCUGGGACUGUCACGGUCUGCCCAUUGAGCUCAAGGCCACGAGUGCUGCCCCAGGACAAAAUGCCCAGGAAAUCCGGCAAAAGUCCCGCGCCUUUGCUUUGGAGGCGAUACAGUCGCAAAAGGAUGAGUUCAGCAGCUGGGGAAUAUUGGCCAACUGGCGCAAGAACGAUAUCUACAUGACCUUCCAGCCGGAGUUUGUAGUUAAUCAACUCCAGAUGUUCUACGAUCUCUACGAAAGGGGUCUUGUCUAUCGGGACUUGAAGCCGGUCUAUUGGUCGCCAUCGUCCAGAACAGCACUGGCGGAGGCAGAGCUGGAAUAUGACCCCAGUCACAUAAGUCCCUCGGUAUAUGUGAGAUUUGCACUCAACCCAAACGGACUGGAUCUAGAUGUCAAAUAUAAGCGUAUAUAUGCGCUCGUGUGGACUACAACUCCAUGGACACUGCCGAGCAAUCAAGCGAUCUGCUACAAUGAGUCCCUAGAGUACGUUUUGGUGAGACUCCAAGAUCACAGCACAGACGAGCUAUAUCUCAUGGCUAAAGCUCUUAUGGCAGACUUCGAGGCCAGUACACAGCUUAAAUGUGAGGUGAUUCAGACUCUUGGUGGCAGCUCCCUAGGCAAGCUCACGUAUAAGCAUCCGAUAGACCAGGAAAAGGCAGAUUUACCCUUCUUCGACGCGAGCCAUGUGCAGGAUAGCAAGGGCACGGGCUUGGUUCACACUGCACCUGCCCAUGGGCCAGAGGAUUUCCUGGUCAGUCUGGCCAGAAAAAUACCCGUGAAGUGUUUGGUGAACAAGGAGGGUAUUUACACCAAGGAGGCGCCCAGCUUUCUACGCGGACAAUCAGUACUGGAUCAAGGGAAUCCUUUAGUUCUACAGCACAUAGCCAAGGAUGUAGUUCACUCCGCCAAGCUGGAGCAUUCGUAUCCCAUUGAUUGGCGGACCAAGCAGCCUGUGAUUAUUCGAGCCAGCGAGCAAUGGUUCAUCAAUACGGAGAAACUAAAGACACCGGCUGCGGAGGCACUGGAGAAAGUUGAGAUCUAUCCCCGAACGAACGCCGAGGCUAGCAAGAGGGCAUUGCUGACGCAGCUGCAAAAACGUCCCUACUGGUGCAUCUCCAGACAGCGGGCGUGGGGCGUUCCCAUACCCGUUCUCUACAGUCGGGAGAGCGGAAAGGUGGUUAUAAAUUCCGCUCUGAUAGAACAUUUCUGCCAGCUGUUGCGUCAAGAGGGUUCCAUCGACUUCUGGUGGGUUAGGCCAAUAGAGGAACUCGUACCUGCGCAUAUUGCAACGGAACUAGGCUAUGAAGUCAAAGAUCUCGUUAAAGGAAGUGAUAUACUGGACAUUUGGUUCGACUCGGGCAGUACAUGGUCGGCUGUGCUGAAGAACGAUAAAGUGGCAGACCUGUAUCUAGAGGGCUAUGACCAAUUCACCGGAUGGUUUCAGUCCUCGCUGCUCAUGAGCAUAGCUGCUCGAGGAUGUGCUCCCUACAAGGCGCUCUUUGUGCACGGCUUUACAGUGGACGAGAAGGGAUACAAAAUGUCCAAAUCGCUGGGAAAUGUCAUCUCACCGAAACAGAUAACGAAGAAGUACGGCACGGAUGCUCUUCGUUGGUGGGUGGCCUCACAUGGCACCCAACACAUGUCCAUAAUUGUGAGUGAUAAACUACUACAACAGGCGGCCGAGAAUGUGAGCAAAAUGCGUGGCACCCUACGUUACCUGAAGGGGGUGAUUGGAGAGAAAGGAGCCGACCAGGAGCAGCAACUACUCCCUGAUAGGAGCUAUCUCAAUAGAUAUUUGCUGAGCCAGUUGGUGGAGUUUGAAUCGGAGGUGGCGAAGCUUUACAGCGCCUACGAGUACAAUCGCGUGGUGGCCUGCAUCCAAAACUUUGUGGCCAACCAGGUAUCCGCCGUGUAUGUCCAUCUGAUUAAGGAUCGUUUGUACUGCGGCAAUGACCAGGAGCUGCUGGCCAUUCGCCAGACACUCACACAGUGCUACCGACAGCUGUGCAAGAGCCUGUGGCCUAUUGUCCCAUUUUUGGUAGAAGAAAGCUGGAGCUACUACGAUGUAUCUGGAGGUGCUUUUCAUGAGCAGAGGGUCGGAGCGAAAGCAGAAUGGGAGGACAGAAAAGCCACAGAAAUUGUACACGCAGCGUUAGAUGUAAAACGUCUGAUAAAUCAACAGGCUGGAGAAGUGAACACCUGGCAUUUAGAUGUGACCAUCAAAGGAAACAAACUGAAGCUCCUGCAGGAACUCCAUCCUGUUCUGGGUGAACCCCUGAGUAAUUCCGAGCUGUGCGAGCUACUCCAAGUGGGAUCUGUCUGCCUCGAAGAGGCCGAUAAUAGCGAUUUAAGCUUGACUAUCACUAAUUUACAGACCACACUCUGUCCGCGUUGUCGUCGCUAUAGUCUGCAUGACGAUGAGCAGGAGACCUGCAAGCGUUGCUCUGUGGUAAUGGAAGUCAAGAACUAAGCUUUAAAUCAGGAUGUUGUUUUUUAGGUCUAAGAAAUAUA